This is a messenger RNA of Physella acuta, 2484 nucleotides long. RefSeq lists its product as uncharacterized. The record is from RefSeq and is a predicted model, not a curated record. Gene Ontology annotation, molecular function: ATP binding; protein kinase activity. Lineage: Eukaryota; Metazoa; Mollusca; Gastropoda; Physidae. Gene Ontology annotation, biological process: protein phosphorylation.
CCAAUAGAGCAGCUACGACAACUGAUCAAAGAUGUGAUGGCUAUAUUUGUGAAAACAAAAGAAUUCACGUUGCUUGAGUUUUAUGUGCUACAAAAAUGCUUUGAAGUUGCAUCCAACAUCAUGAAAGCUAAAUCUAUAGAAGACUGCACACUAAUAGGAAACGAUCUGGCUGAUUUAAAAUUUGCAGAAAUCACAAUUCACACAAUACGGGAGAAACAAUUGCUGAACAUUGACGCACCGGAUUUUAUAUGCAUGAUUCUUCGAACAUUGAAAUGGUUUACCAACAUUAGCAGAACUUUCUCAAAGACUUUAGCACAACAAGAAGUCGUAGACUUACUUGUACAGCGUUUACGUCAUUUACCAGACUCUACAAACAAGGAAUGGACUUCUUUUGCAAACAUCUCUGCUGGAAUAAUACUUCUUGUGUUGCAAAAUGAAAAGUGUAUUAAGGAUUAUGACAUAAAAGAAUUAGCACCGUUAAUGUCAAAGUUUGUUAGCCGUAAAGAUCAAGAAGCAAUUACCGACAUUAAACUACUACAUUUGUAUAUAGACAACAGUAAGCGAUCAUGGUUUCCAGAAAAAGUUGCUGCACAAAUGUGUGUUCAAGGAAUUAUUCAUGCUAUUGAAAAUAAAAGAAGAUCAUACAAGGGCUUUAACUUGGUGGCUUGGAUAAAAUGUCUGACGAAAAUGUGUCAAGCAGCUAAAAUUAUAUAUGAGAUUUUAGCAGCCGAACCACUUGACUGUUUGUAUGAUGGCAUAAGCUCCCCAAUCGUUACGGAACAAGAAGCUGCUGCUGAUUGUUUGUUUGCUAUUGCGGAAAAAAGUCCUGGAAAUUUUAAAAUUGGCGAGCACACAAAAAUUAUGUCUUUCCUUGAAACAAUGCAAUGUUGUGGAAAUGAAAUAUUAGAGAAGAAAGCAAUAUCUGUGUUAUGGUAUGUCAAACAGGAGGCAAUUAUUUUGAGCAAAAAAGAAGAAAUCCUGGCUCCGAUACUUCCUGAGCAAUGGGAUAAGUCGACUUACCUUGGAAAUGGAACAUAUGGAUGUGUUUACCUACUACAAGAUUUAAAUGAACCAACUGCUGAAGAGUUUGCUUUAAAGGAGAUGGAAUUAAUGAAGGGAAAAUCUUUUGAAAAUCAAAUGAAUUCAGAGUUAAACAUAUUGUUUAAAGUUAGUCAUCACAGACUAGUCAGAUUUUUUGGAUUUCAAAAGAAACUGUCAAAACUGUGUAUGUUUUUUGCAUACAUGCCUAUGGGUUCUCUAAGAGCUUUUGCAAAAAAACAAAAUGGAUUAUCGGAGAAAACUAUCAAAACGUUUACACUGCAAAUUCUAGAAGGACUGAACUUUUUACACAGUCGAAUUUCGCCUAUUAUACACAGGGAUAUUAAAGGUGAGAAUGUUUUAUUGGAAAAUGAAAACAGUGUCAAGCUAGCUGAUUUUGGAUUGGCGAAAAUAGUAACCAACUCAAAUCUACCUAAAACAAAUGAAACUUGCACAACUAAGUGGGUCGCACCAGAAGUACUGAAAGGGAGCGAAAAUACGCCAUACGAUUGUAAAGCUGAUAUUUGGAGUUUGGCAUGUACUGUGGUGGAAAUGGCUACAACAAAUCCACCAUGGCCCGAUCACUUACCAGAACAGCACAUGUUUCAACUAGUCAUGGGAAAUAAACCACAGUAUUUACUUUCAGAUGCGUAUUCCCAAGCAUUGCAUGCUUUUUUGAAUAAAAUGUUUCAAUAUGAUCCAGAAAAAAGACCAUCAUCACUUGAGCUCUUGAAUGACCCGUAUGUUAAAUGGACGUGUCAAUCAGCAUCCAAUUGAACAAUUUAUUCUAUACUAGCCGUCCCGGCCAGGCCCUGCUCUGGUUUCUGUGAAAAACCUUUCUGUUAAAGACCAUUACCUGUGUGUUUAGUAAUCAUCAUAAACCCGGCAUUGCACACCCAAACCAAAACCAAAACAACAAAACGCAAACAUAACGCUAACACAAUUACAAAUACAAACGAAAACAAAAACCUAACAACUAACCCAACCACAACCACAAACACCAAUACGAACACAAAGAAAAAAACAAACGAAAAAGCAAACGAAAACAAACCAAAUCCAAAUGCAAAACCAACCACAAACCCAAAGAAAAAAACACAAACGAAAAAACAAACGAAAACAAACCAAAUACAAACGCAAAACCAACCACAAACACAAAUACAAACACAAACGCAAAGAAAAUAAAACACAAACGAAAACGAAAAAAGAAAGAACAAAAACGAACCAAAUCAAAACGCAACCACUAACGCAAACCCAACCUAAACACAAAGAAAACACUAACGCGAACAUAAACGCACAGUGCUCAGAGUCUAGCCCGGGGCGGAAUCGCCUGCUUCAGCUUAAUAAACGACUAUAGUACCCCAACUUAUUCAUAGUCUUUUGCACUCACUUUAAUGAACGUAGGCGCGAAACCGAACACGGGAGGCCCGGGACCCCAAAUAGCACCCU